Molecule: messenger RNA, 432 nt
Organism: Fusarium verticillioides 7600
Lineage: Eukaryota; Fungi; Ascomycota; Sordariomycetes; Hypocreales; Nectriaceae
Exons: 5
Coding region: 1-432 (143 amino acids)
Source: RefSeq, a predicted model, not a curated record
AUGAUUGUGCUGUCAAUUGUGCUCCUUUUUCUCACAGCGAUAGUGAUUAUUCUACGCUGCUUUGUUCGUCUGAAAUUCGCAAUUUUCGGUCUAGAUGACGGUCUCAUGCUUGCAGGUUGGCUAUUACAUGUUUCCCAUGUAGCCAAAGUAACUAAGGUUUCUGUUGGUAUUAUUCUUAGUCUAGCAGUUUUUGCGUCUAUAUUUACUCUCAUUCGAAUACCUUGUUACAAGGGUAUCACUACUCCGGAGAGCUUCUUUCUGGCAGCCGGCGAGAGGAACAAGAACUGGGAGCGCCUUGAUGGUGGUGAAGGUUCAUCUGGUCAAAAGAUUCAUGUUCAGGUGGAUCUAGAGAUGCAGUACUUGGAGAGACCCCACACGCCCCAGGAUUCAGAUGGGUCCCGUACGGACCUUGUGCACGUAUCCCGCGGAUGA